Messenger RNA from Oreochromis niloticus (Nile tilapia), 1786 nucleotides. It is a transcript of the gene yipf1, whose product is annotated as Yip1 domain family, member 1. The coding region runs from base 238 to 1125 and encodes 295 amino acids. Gene Ontology annotation, cellular component: Golgi apparatus; membrane. The record is from RefSeq and is a predicted model, not a curated record. The transcript is spliced from 10 exons. Lineage: Eukaryota; Metazoa; Chordata; Actinopteri; Cichliformes; Cichlidae. Gene Ontology annotation, biological process: vesicle-mediated transport. Gene Ontology annotation, molecular function: small GTPase binding.
GAAGAAGUCCUGUUUACAUCCUUGAUUUAGUCUGCUCCCGGAAGUGCCAACGUAUACGACAGAAGUUAAAUGAUUUUUAUGGGUUUGGAAGGAUAAUUUGUGUGCGAAGUCUUAAGCAUUCAGAGAAGUUGGAAAAGUUGUGGUUCUUCAUAUCUUCCUGAUGUUAAGUUGUUGCCCUUGUGCGACAAUUAAUUUCCAGUACGUUUGAGAAGGACCUCGCUGUCUGAAUCCUUGUAAAUGGCGUCGAAAAAUGAUCCGUUUCAAUUUCAGGAAUUUGACGAAGCUGGCGAUCUGUUGGAAGCCAACAGAGAUGCAACUACUAUCAGCAUCGAUGAUGAAGAUGUGAAGCCUCAGAAGCAAAGCACUGCGACUGGUUUCUCUUCUGAAGCUGAUACUGAGGAUCCACUUGCCAAUGAUGACCAGGCAGAGCUUCUAUCAGGGCAAAAGAAAAGUCCCUCUUUCUGGUCUUUUGAGUACUACCAAAGGUUCUUUGACAUCGAGACCCAUCAUGUAAAGGAAAGGAUAAUUGGAUCAAUGAUGCCAUGGCCCAGAAAGAACUUUAUUAAUGUCUACCUCCGUAGAAAUCCUGAUCUCUAUGGACCGUUCUGGAUUUGCACCACUCUUGUGUUUGCCACCGCCAUAAGUGGAAACAUAUCCAGCUUUUUGGCCCACAAAGGCAAAAGGGACUACAAAUAUACCCCAGAGUUUCGAAAAGUGACCAUUGCUGCAACAAUAAUCUUCAGCUAUGCUUGGUUAGUGCCUCUUGCCGUCUGGGGUUUUCUGCUAUGGAGAAACAAUAAGAUGGUGAACUUGGUGUCAUAUGCCUUUAUGGAGAUUGUCUGUGUGUACGGCUAUUCUCUUUCAAUAUAUAUACCUGCAGUGGUUCUGUGGAUUCUCCCAUUUAAUUGGCUGAGUUGGUGCACCAUUGUGGUGGCACUCUGCCUCUCUGGCUCAGUACUGGUUUUGACUUUCUGGCCUGCAGUCAGAGAUGACCACCCCAGAGUUAUGAUAGCAUUCCUGUCGGUGAUUGUGUUGCUCAACAUCCUGCUGGCUGUUGGUUGUAAGACCUACUUUUUUACUAUUCCAGGGAACAAGACGGUAACGCCAACAAAUUCGACAACAUGAAAGACUUGCAUUGUCUCGAGAUUGCAGGCUCUCGUGUUGCCUUAUUAGAGAGAAUCAAGUUGCUGUGCUGAUGAAGUCAUGCAACGUCUGAAUUUCACCUGAACUGGUACAUCCGGUUUAACACCUUAACCCCUGUAUCCUGAGUGCGUGUUUGGAUCAGCUGUGUGACAUCUGAAAAUGCACAAUAAUAGUAAGGGUGUGGGUUUUGUUUUCUUUUUACGGGUACUGGGUUCUAAACGUCAUGCAUAUAAAUGGAGUAUGGUUUAAAACAACAAAAAAGGUAUAUUUUAGUAUGACUUUUAUACUUAAUAGUUACAUUUUUAAAUAUUUCUAUAACAACACAUUUCAUAAAUGGUGACAGCAUCGAUGGCAUGUAUUUUUAUAUUCCUAUAAUGGGAAAUGAAUCAUUUGUAAACAGAAUUUUCUGUGUAAACAAUUAUACAUAUUGGUCUGUUAACCAAGGACUAACAUUAUUACACAUGGAGCUGUCAUACGUUACUCCUAAGUUCCUACAAGUCCACCCAACUAAUGCCAAAGACCUGUGCUAAACUUUUAAAUGGUCAUGUAAGUGUUUCUGGAAUUAAUUUGGUAAUGUUUUUUGAUCGGAAGUGUGGAAUUUAUUGAUUCAUGGAGAAAAAUAAAACAUGGUUAUUGUGGGAAA